UUUGAUGAAGUUGCCAGCAUUAUUCAAAGAGGUCGAGAUCACGGAGUACCACCUUACAACUGGUUCAGACAAUUCUGUGGUCUUCCCAUCGUUCGAUCUUUCAAUUCCAGAGUUUUUGGUGACGCUGGUCCUUAUCUUAGAAAAGUCUACAAGAGUGUUGAUGAUAUUGAUAUUUAUACUGGUGCUAUGUCAGAACCCAAUCUUCCAGGUUCUCUUUUGGGCGAAACAUUCUCUUGUAUUUUUGCUCGGCAAUUCCGAGAUCUGAAAUUUGGUGACAGUUUCUUC
Messenger RNA from Lottia gigantea (owl limpet), 285 nucleotides. RefSeq lists its product as hypothetical. The annotation marks the transcript as partial. The transcript is spliced from 2 exons. Lineage: Eukaryota; Metazoa; Mollusca; Gastropoda; Lottiidae. Gene Ontology annotation, biological process: response to oxidative stress. Gene Ontology annotation, molecular function: heme binding; peroxidase activity. The record is from RefSeq and is a predicted model, not a curated record.